AUGGCUGCCGCAAGAACCACCACGCCAGACUUGGUCGCCGAGGCAGGAUUGGCACCAGCACCAGAUACGUCAGCGACAGCCCCCGCACCCGCACCAACAAAGCAAGAACUAGAGUCUCGCGCCAGAGAAUAUAUCGCACAAGAAAAAUUCAAUCGCAGAUUCACGCUUCCUGCGACAGACGCUCAUGAUGAGCUAACCGUGACCUAUGCCGUCGGCGGCGUGGACAGCGACACUGCGCCGACUGUGCUGUUUAUUGGUGGCAUGUACGGUGGGAGAUUGCUUGUCAGCAUGACCGACCAUGUAGGGCAGAGUCUUGGGAUGAGAAUUGUUGUGAUCGAUAGGCCGGGAAUGGGUGGUUCGACAAUAGUCGAUGUAGGGCUCCGCUUGUCGGUUUGGCUCGAAACAGUGCCCCUUCUUAUGCGCACCAUCAAUGCACAGCACGUGUCCAUUGCUGCUCACAGCUGUGGUGUCAUCUAUGCGCUCAACACCAUAUACGAGUUGCCAUGGAUCUUGCCCCCGUCCAAUCGUAAGCUGUAUCUCUUCUCACCUUGGGUCAGCCUAGAGCACUCGGGCAUGACGAUGUUGUCCAUCUCUUCGUAUCUGCCCUCACCUCUCAUCAACCAGUUCGACAACAUCGUCCGCUUCGUCAACUCCACCAUGAUGCCUGCUGUGCAUUUCUCGGGUAUAGUAUCUAGCGCGCUGCCGGUGUCUUCCACGGCCGACCAGGAGGGUGGUGGCUCGGGAGACAGUGGCAGGACAAAGCCCCUGCCGAGACAUGAGCGCGAUGAGACCUGCCGCGAGUAUUGUGGAGUUUCGGCUGCAGAAUACUCGGCUAGGUCCAAAGAACUUAUGCACGCAAUGUUUGAAGAGAGCACACGCGCUGCUAAUCACGAAGCCCUACUCUCACUACGGAAAGGGGUCGCCGGAGAAUGGGGUGUGUGCGAUGAUUAUGAGACGUACCCUAACGCUCUGGAAGCCAAGAUGCGAGAAUUCUCCCGGGAAAUAGGGGGAGGUACGAGCCGGGAGACGGGCCAAAGUAACUUGGCACUAACUAACAAUCCCUUCGUGAUCAAAGCAUUCUGGGCGGAGAAGGACCAGAUGAUUGAGAAAAAAGGCGAAAAAUACUUCAAUAAAUGCUUUGAGCGUUUUUCCGAGACCAAUGUGGGAUCUAGCGGCGACGGAAACGAGCAUAGUUAUCUGCUCUACGAGAGCGAGGUGGUACCAGAGACAACCCACGACACAGUUGUCCUACCCCAGUAUGAGGCUUUGCCAAGGGCAUUGAGAGAUAUGCUAGGGCGACAGGAGUAG
Molecule: messenger RNA, 1308 nt
Organism: Pseudomassariella vexata
Lineage: Eukaryota; Fungi; Ascomycota; Sordariomycetes; Amphisphaeriales; Pseudomassariaceae
Exons: 2
Coding region: 1-1308 (435 amino acids)
Source: RefSeq, a predicted model, not a curated record